Messenger RNA from Pantherophis guttatus, 5033 nucleotides. It is a transcript of the gene LMOD1, whose product is annotated as leiomodin 1. Gene Ontology annotation, biological process: pointed-end actin filament capping; muscle contraction; myofibril assembly. Lineage: Eukaryota; Metazoa; Chordata; Lepidosauria; Squamata; Colubridae. Gene Ontology annotation, molecular function: tropomyosin binding; actin binding. The record is from RefSeq and is a predicted model, not a curated record. Gene Ontology annotation, cellular component: striated muscle thin filament; myofibril; cytoskeleton.
CUUGUAUGAUUGGCUUUCCUCUGCUUGGCUGAACUGUUGUCACUUUUCAUUGGCCAGUUUCUCUACAUCUGCAUAAAUCAUUAUAAUCCAAGCUGUAAAGGGGGUUUGGUUUCUUACAUAUAACAUUUCAACACCUCUACAGUACCAGAAAAAAGAACCUGGUUUUGCAGAAAUCCCAACUGUUUUUUUAAGCUUGCUUUUUAAUAUAUACACAAAUACAUAUAGAUACACAUAUACAGAGUGUACUCUUGCAACCUGCCAAGAUGUCUAGAGUAGCAAAAUACCGACGGCAAGUCAGUGAAGAUCCAGAUAUUGACAACUUAUUAUCCACUUUGUCUCCAGAAGAGAUGGAGGAGCUAGAAAAAGAGCUGGAUUCAUCUGAUACAGAUGGGAGCAUUCCGGUAGGCCUCGAGCAGAGAGAUAAAACUGACAAGCAAUUGAGUGGCAAGUGCAAUCGAGAGGAAACACUCAGCCACCGUGAAAAGGAGACCAAGAAAUUUAUUCCAAAGGAACAGUCAACGGAUGAAGCAAAGACAACAGAGAAGAAGAAAGAGGCAAAGGUUCUUGAAGACAAACGUAAGGAGCCUUACAGCAGAGAUCUGAAAAAAAGUAGAACUCCCGAUCCAAUAAAGGAAGAGAAAAAAGAAGAACAGGUACAGAAAGCAAAUCAGAAGGGAAAAGAUGAAACAGACAGCAGUAACAAACUAGGACAAGGAAAAGAGAAAACCGGUAAGGAUGAAAAAAGGUUUUCCAAAGAGAAAGAAAAAUCCAUGGCGGCAGAUAAACGUGUAACAGGCCAAGUGAAAGGGGAAGAAAGGGGUAAACUGCUAAAGAGCCGGUCAGUAGAUGAUAAAGGAAGAGAAGAGAGGGCGGCAGAAUAUAAGAGAGGGACUGGGUGGGACAGAAAGACUGAAGAUAAAAAAGAAUGUGAAAAAAUAGGAGAAAAAAGAUCAGCUUUAAAGCCAGUCUCAAAGAGAGAAGAUAAAAAAGAACCCACCAAAGCAGCAGAAAUAAGUUCAACUACAAAGCCAGGCUCAAAGGUUGACAACAAAGAGAAACCCUUGAAGGAUAGUAAAGGAAUUCCAGAAACAAAAGUCCCAACUGUAGAGCAAGAGGACAUUAUCCAAGAGCCUCCUGAUAGCAGCCCCUCUAAAUCUGCAGACAGUUCUUCAAACCAGAACAAGGAGGAUGAUGCCACCAGCAUCUUUGAUGAACCCUUGGAAAAGAUCAAGAAUAAUGACCCAGAGAUGAUAGAAGUUAACGUCAACAAUUCUGACUGCAUCAACAAUGAGAUCCUGGUACGCUUUGCUGAGGCCUUGGAAUUCAACACGGUGGUCAAGGUCUUUGCCCUGACCAACACGCGUGCUGAUGAUCAUGUUGCAUUUGCCAUUGCCAUCAUGCUAAAGUCCAAUAAGAGUCUGACAAGUAUAAAUCUAGAUUCCAAUCAUAUCACAGGCAGAGGGAUCCUGGCCAUCUUUCGUGCGCUGCUGCAGAACAACACUCUGACGGAGCUGCGCUUUCACAAUCAGAGACAUAUUUGUGGAGGGAAGACCGAGAUGGAGAUAGCCAAGUUGCUGAAAGAGAACACCACAUUGCUGAAACUGGGCUACCAUUUUGAAUUAGCUGGGCCACGCAUGACAGUCACAAACCUGCUAAGCAGGAAUAUGGACAAACAGAGACAGAAACGCUUACAAGAGCAGAAACAGGCCCAGGAAAAGCUGGAGAAGAAGGACUUCCUUGAGGUGCCAAAGGCAGGAUGUUUGCCAGCUGGCUCACCAAAGAUUUCUCUAAAACCAUCCCCCAAAACCUCCCCAUGGUCUUCCCCUAAAGCUCCUCCUAAGAAAUCUGGCACCCCAGAUGCUCCUCCUCCUCCACCCCCACCUCUAGCCCCUCCACCUGCUCCUCCUUUGAUUAAUGAAAAUUUACGCUUGUCCCUUUCUCCGGCCACUCAGAGGAAGAUGGUGGAGAAAGCACUUCCUCCCCAGGAGAAGAAUUCCAGAGAUCAACUUCUGGCUGCCAUUCGCUCUACCAACAAGAAGCAGUUGAAAAAGGUGGAGGUUCCCAAGUUACUUCAAUAGUAGGGAGCGGAAUCUUGGACAGUGGAGAUUGCCAAGGCUGAAUCACUGUGUUUGUCUCUCGGGUGACUGUUUACAUGAGAAGAACGCAACGGAGCAACAGCCCGCCCUGUGUUAGUCCCAGAUGAACCGUGUUCUCUGUGGGAUUAAUUUGGAUACAAGAAUUACAUGGAUUGCCAAAAGGCGUUGUUAUCAGGAAGAAGUUAUAUUUAUUUUUAGUCCUUUUUAAUAACAAAACUUGUUUUUGUCCUGAAAAGAAGGAUCUGCAGAUAUGGUAUAUUUGGGCUUUUUGUCUAGUUUUUCCUUGUGGGAGCUCAGAAAGUAAAGGGGCAAAUGUGAUCAACCUUGAAGAAGUCUGAAUUUGGGGUAUCUCUGCUUAUCUCAUCAUUUGCCAAGCAGCAACGUUGCAAUCGCUUGCCACUAGGAACAUCUAAAGAGCUACACUGGAGCAGCAGCAUCAUGAGAAGGUGUCCAGCAUACUGUCGGUACAAGAAGACUCUAAAUGGAGCCAUGUCACAUUUAUACCCAUUGCUGCUCGAUUGAAAUGGCAAUGUCAUGUUUUGUUUUGCCUGAAUACUGAAGCAGGAGGGUGGGGGAGGAAUUGUGGAGACAAAAGUCAUUGUUCAAUGUCUCUGUGAUUUCAAGGAUUCCAUUUCUCGGAUAGCAAAAAACAAACACAGGUUCUUACAGGCCAUGGCUCCUUUGGUGAAAAGAAAUGGGUAUGUGCUCCACAUUUGAUUCCUAAAGACUUGUCAUGGUGCCAUGAUGUAGCUGUAAGCAAAGGCAGCUGAAUGGACUGCGUUCCUGCUGGGUCUGGGGCUCUGCUGCUUCUACUUCUGAAGUAAACAGCAGUUUCCCAACUCAUUUUAGAAUUUACAAUACUUAAUUUUAGAAUUCAUGUAAGAGAAAAAGAGCAAGCUUAGCUGUCAGUGGGAAGUAAUGAAAAAGGCAAGGAGUCCACAUAUAUAAUCAGCUGAACUUUGGAAACUCAAAUUUGAAAAAUUCAGGAGCAUCUUUAGGGCUUGGGGCAAACAAUCAGUUUGAACUUUAUCUAAUCAAGUGGGCCAUAACUUAGAAGAUCACAUCAAAUAUCUUUCAAGACAUUUGUUUACUAUAGACAUGGGAAUAAAUUUGGGGACCAGAAGGUUUUUGUAACACUUUUUUAAACUAUGCUGAUUUGUGGAAAGAAACACUCUCAAGGAAGAAACAUUGUUUUGGAAAUGUCCAUCAAUAUGCCAUGUUAUGUGGACUUUGAGAAUGCUAUGUGCUCCAUCUACUCUGUGUCAGCUUCCUUUCCUUGCAAACUCGGUCUUCCUUCCCUCCAAAUGAAUCCCAGUUUCAUGAAUUAUAUUUUUAGCAUAAUAGCUGUCAAAUACUUUCUGGUAAUAUGUGGCUCCUUAGCAUCACAUUGCGGUUGGAUCACAUGGGUGUAUACACCCUCAUCCGUCCUGAUGAAGGGCAUGGGAUGCUGACAGAACACUGAAGUCAGUCAUCAGUAAGGAGUCUUGACAUGGCAAAUAAACUACAAAUGGAAUGUAUGAAGUGAUCCUAAAAGUAUUCUCCAAAGCACCUGAAGGCAGAAUGAGAUGCAAUGGAUGGAAAUUAACCCUAACCUAGAAAUAAGGAGAAAUUUCCUGACAAUUAGAACAAUUAAUCAGUGGAAUGGCUUACCCUCAGAAGUUGUGGGUGCUCCAUUACAGGAAGUUUUUAAGAAGAGAUUGGACAACCGCUUGUUUGAAAUGAUAUAGGGCAGGGGGUUGGACUAGGAAACCUCUAAGGUCCCUUCCAUUUCUGUUAUAGUAGAGGAAUGACAGCAAUAUUUUGAGAAAAUUGUUGAAUCUGUUUUCAGUCUCAAGAAUCUCCCCCCCUCCCGCCCCCGCCGCCCCAUCUGGCUUUUCUGUACGUACUGGCUACACAUCCCCAUUCAUUGGUCAUGCAAAAUAUGACAGUGUAGCCCAACACUUCAAGAGGAUAUCAGGUUUGUGGGGUCAGCUUUGAAUGAAGUAGAUACCACAAACAGCAUGAACUGGACAGGGAGCACCAAAUACUUGACCUGAAGAAGAACGUAAUAGACAACAAUAGUAAAGGGACUAUUUUCUUCUUAUUAUUUUAUUUGCUCUAUGAAGGGUAAUGAAGCAAGAGCAACUCCAUCAGCAAACCAGUUUAGCUUCCUGGUAGGCUCAAUAAUUUCCUGUAUCUAAAUCCAAGUAUUGAAUUCAAUUAAUUUCUGGCUUGGGCUGUAAAUUAAAACAUAUUUUUGCGUUUAAGUGACUUUAAGAGAUUAAUAUAUAAAUGAACAGAUAAAUCUAACUCUCUUGGAGCCAUGUUUCAUGGCUCACACAAAAUGCCAAAGUGUAUCUGAAUUGAGAUAAUGCAGGCUUGUGUGCAAGUGUAUGCAAUUACAUGUUUUUCAUCUUCUUUCCAAAUAAGGAAAGCACUGAAGAAAUCUCAGCAGCCUGAUAGAAAGCAGCAAGAAUUCACAGCUAUUAACAAAAAUACAGCUCCCUCUCCCAAACUGCAUGUCUUCGUAUUUUCAAACACAAGUGGUAUACCUACCGAGAUAUGUUGGUUUCCAUUUCCCAUCAUCUCCAAUCAGAAUGACCAGGCUAAUGUAUGGAGAUUAUGACUUGACAAAGGUCUUCUUGUUCUGACCAAAUGAAGAAACAGAGACAAGCAAUUCUUAUUCACAUUUGUGAAAUAUCUGAAGAGAUGUUAUGUGUGCUUCAAUUAUCUUUUAAUAGGCAGAGGAUAGGGGAAAGGUAUGCUUGCUGAAGAGAAAGGUUUAUAUUUUCAUCACAUUUGCAAAAAUAAUGGAGGGAAAAAGAAAACCAAGAGACAAACCACCUGAGCACGUGAUCUCAAAAUGCAGACAUUUUUGCCAUUUUCAACUGUUUCUCUUGAAUUUUGCAUUAUGUAUAGCAUUGCCUGCACUUUCAUUAAUAAAGCUCACAAAAUGUC